UGAUAAAGAAACAAAGUGCAUCGUGUUAUUUAUAAUUGUAUAUAUUUCUUUUCGCAAUACAUACGUAAGAAUUGUUGCACUUGAUUUCUUUUUUCUUUAUUCUCUUGAAUCUGAAACAUAAGUCCGUCUCGCCCUAAAUGCAAACAGUGCAGAAAGUCCAGUCGUACGAACGAACCUGAUGUAAUCUUUCGCGCAAGCGGAAACGCGAUUGGUCACAACGACGCCCUACGCCUCGUCGUCGUCGUCGUCAGUCGUCGCUUCGCUCGUCAGUCGAGUUCAGACCGUCAUUUGGUGUGUGUUGUUCGUCGUUCGGUUGAGCUUACGUACGCAAGCGUACGGAAUUUGUCACUUAAAAAACCCAAGCGUUCACGCGUAGCAUGUCUUGACGAGUAGGAGGAACGCUUCGACAGGGUUUUUGGCAGAUUCUCUAAAAUAUGGCGGGCGGUCAACAGCUUCCGGAGCAAUACACAGUACCACAGUACGCGAGGAUCUUCCACAGUCUGCCUCAUAUCAACGUCUCUAUACACUACGUUAAUAAUACCUUUAAUCCUCACUCUGAAAUCUAUUUGGAGAGUCUCGGAAUACUAGGAAGCAUCCCUGCAGUUUGGUUGAUCUUAACGUUGGUGGUAUUGUUAGUUUAUCUGGUAACAAGAUGCUGCGAUCGGAGGCCGCGCCCCAAGAAGUCGAUAACCGCGUUAAAGUGUUCACUAGCCAUCCUGGCAUUGCUCUGUAGUGGAGCGGUUGCUGUUGGUCUUUACGGCAACGACGAUGUGCACAACGGCUUGAUACAACUCGUAGCAGCAGCAAAAAACGUCGAUGGAAUACUCAUGGCCGUUAGAAAUCAGACUGAUACUAUAGAAGCGACACUAAAGAAAAAAGUACAGCCACAGCUGACUGCUCUCGGAGACGAAUUUGAUGCUCCGGUCAGCAAUAAAACUAUGCUAAGCGUACUGUUAGUAGCGCUAAACGGUAUGAAGCAAAACACGAGCAUAGCCCUAAAUCGGAGUUUCGAGAUCCGAAAGCCUCUGAGCGGGAUCAGUCUCACUGGUGCCAUCGGCAUGGGCGAAAAGAUCGAACAGUGGCGAUGGCCUAUCACUAUGGCGAUUUUGAGCGCUUUGCUUGUUCUUUGUGUUGUUCUACUGGUCGGUGUUGCACGACACUCCAGAUGUGUUCUGAUAACAUUUUCCGUUUUCGGCUUGUUUGCGGUAAUCGUCUCAUGGCUCAUGGCGUCUUUAUAUUUGGCCACUUCUGUAGCUCUAGGUGAUCUUUGUAUGUCGCCGGACGGUUAUCUAAGCAGAGCUGUACCGUCGACUUUAGCGUCUGAGGUGCUUUCAUAUUACACACAUUGUGAGAACACUCGUAGCAACCCGUUCACGCAGAGAUUGCGAGAUGGACAACGUGCAGUGACCAACAUGAGACAAAAUUUGAACACCGUCACUCGAUUAGCCAUCGAUCUAUUCAAAGAUCAGCAAUUACAACCAAAACUUAGCAGUUUAUCCACGGAUGUAAACACUAUAGACAGACUUGUGGCUGGUUUAACUACAUUGCUCGACUGUAAGCCUCUGCACAAGCAGUAUGUUCACGCCGCUAAGAGUUUGUGUCAUUUGGGACUAUAUGGACUAACUUUCAUGCUACUAGCUAGCUUAGCUGCAGGUCUCUUAUUUACCGUGCUGGUUUGGGUGGAUUCUCAUACGUGGAUAUAUAUACGAAAACGAAGAGAUUACCAUCAAGUUGACGAGCAAGAUCCUUACUUACCACCAUCGGCGGCCUCGCAGGCUAUAGCAGCGCGGACCCUUCGAGGCCAAGGGUCGUACCCGCCUACAGCCCCUACGCUUAAUUCUAUUGGCACUCAUAAUACGAUUAAGCAGCCUCUCUUGCUAACGCCGCCCCCACCGUCCUACGCUACUGCGACUGCUCGAGCACGUCAACUGCACGAGAGCAUGUUAAAAGGUGGGGGUGUUAACGGAAGCGGAGGAGGCGGGGAUCACAAAUCGUCUCAGCAUAAUCAGCAAUCAACGGGUGGACGAGCUGAGCACCGUUCUGGACUCGGAGAUCAACCUGGCCAGUACGCGACUCUGAGCAAACAGUGCAAAACUUUAGAAUCGAGUAGAGAACCACCUUGGACGCCUAGCGUGGCGUCUUUCACCGGUACCCUGUCUCACAAUUCGCAUGGACCUGCGCAUCUUGCUACUUUUCAAGAUUCUCGCAAGACACAAACGCUGGAUCCGAAGAAUUUGGCAAAUCUGAAGAGAGGUCCAACUCCGGCUUGGAAUCAAAAUCGACCGCUUCCGCCGAAUCCCACAAAUCAACAGCCUACGUGGGAAUUUGAGUCGCGCUCUCAGACGAACAUGAAUCAAUUCAGAUCAUUGGUACGGAACAAGGCGCCCAACAUUCGCAUUCAGGAUCAGAUGCAGGAUCAGGUCAGGACUUUAGACAGAAAUUUCUCGCGCAAUCAAUUUAAUGGUACCGCUGGCACGCAGAACAAUACUGUGCCGAACAUGUACGGUACGUAUAAUCGGGCGCAGGGAAGGCAGGAGAAACCGACGGUAGCAACGCUGAGUCAGGUACAAGGUAGCGAUCCUAAUCUAUAUGCUGUAACGGAACUCUAAUCGUGAAAACAGAAGAGGCGAAAAACGCGGAUAAUGAACAUCGUAUAAUAGAAGCGUAUCAUCGCUUUAUCGAAGGAGUUUCGUCUUUCAACGAAGCUAGAGUUUUGCGAUUCGGAAUUCCUAAGAAAAAACAAAAGAUGACAAACUACUUUUCGGGAUCUGCGAUAAAAGUGAGAGAAUUAAGGGGGCAAAAAAUAUAAAAAAAACUUAUAAAAACUUGUGUGUGAAACACAUACUUUGUAUCCGAAAUUUUGUAAUUGUAUAUCAUGUACAGUGAUUGUGGUACAUCCUUCAACGUUAUUCUCUCUCUUCGUUACCGUGUUCUUGAUCGCGUGCGAAGUACUCAGGCUGGAAAAUACGUACUUAAAGCAGCAACGUACGUACGUGUUGCCCGGAAGCACAAAAAGAAGAAACCUUUUACACAAAAAGUUUUACAUCGACAUUAUUUAUAAAAGUUACUACCUGCUUAUUUACUCUGAUUUAAUCGAAAUAAGCUGUUAAUUUCGCGUAUAAUGCUUAACUAAGAAGCUAAAUAUCGCGAAAACUGAAG
Molecule: messenger RNA, 3159 nt
Organism: Pseudomyrmex gracilis
Lineage: Eukaryota; Metazoa; Arthropoda; Insecta; Hymenoptera; Formicidae
Gene: tty
Product: protein tweety
Exons: 9
Coding region: 435-2609 (724 amino acids)
Cellular component (GO): plasma membrane
Molecular function (GO): intracellularly calcium-gated chloride channel activity; volume-sensitive chloride channel activity
Source: RefSeq, a predicted model, not a curated record